Molecule: messenger RNA, 160 nt
Organism: Monoraphidium neglectum
Lineage: Eukaryota; Viridiplantae; Chlorophyta; Chlorophyceae; Sphaeropleales; Selenastraceae
Exons: 1
Source: RefSeq, a predicted model, not a curated record
CCACAUAUUUGAGGAGGUGGAUGACGACCGCAGCAGGAGGGAGGACAGGGGCGCCCUGGACAGCCAGAUCAGGGCCGUCACUGAGCUGCUGGAGGGACUCAAGAGGCAGCGCGGGGCCGCGCCCUCCGGCGGGGCCGCUCUCCCUGCGGCGGGGUCCUAG